CAAUUCUGUGCGCGAGAGCAGAGCGAGGCAGAGCGGACUACGGCGGCAUCCCUUCUUCUUACCGGACGAAACAUACACCGACUUUUAUUCUCACAGCUAUUCCGAGCAGUUGCAUCUUUACUGUGCGCUGACAUCUUCUACCCAACGGGACUGGACCGAAAAACGUUUUUAAAAGGUGAAAACCUUAUUACCGAUCAGCAAGCGCGAGAAACGAUCUCACAGCAAUUACAAACGACUGACUUGGGUACAUCAUCUGGAUAACAAACCGGUUCACGUAAAACGGAGAGGUUUCGUGAGGACGUAGGAUACACACGAGGAAAGCAAGAGGGAUAAAGGAGAGAGAAGACAGGAUGAUUCUCAAGCAUCAUCUGAUUCUGACGCUGUGCGCCGUCUACGGGAUCCUGAUUAAAGUGACAGCACAGAGGAGUAAAGUGCGAGGGUCCUUGGGGCAACAGCCUCUGGUCCAGAACGUGACGGUGACGGAGGGAGAGACGGCCAACAUGACGUGCCGGGUGGACCACAACGACCAGACCUCUCUGCAGUGGUCCAACCCAGCACAGCAGACGCUGUUCUUCGGAGACAAGAAAGCUCUGAGAGAUCACCGUAUUGAGUUGGUGCGUGCGUCCUGGUCAGAGCUAACCAUCAGCAUCAACGAAGUAACCCUGGCUGACGAGGGGAUGUAUACCUGCUCUCUGUUCACCAUGCCUGUCAAGACCGCCAAGGCCUACCUCACUGUCCUGGGGGUGCCAGAGAAGCCAGAGAUUGAUGGUCUGACAAAGCCUGCUCUGGAAGGAGAUGAGAUCACCCUGACAUGCAUGACCCAUGGCUCCAAGCCUGCAGCCGACCUCCGCUGGUUCAGGAACGAGAAGGAGAUCAAAGGCGCCAAGGAGGUGAACGCCAGCGGGAGAACCUUCACCGUGACCAGUUCUCUGCAGCUGUUGGUGGACCGGAAUGAUGACGGCGUGGCGUACACAUGUAAAGUGGACCACGUGGCCCUGACACAGACUCCUCAACAAGCCACUGAGGUGCUAGAGGUCCACUAUGCUCCUCGUGUGGUCAUCACUCAUUCGUUGACAUUCCCUCAGGAGGGCCAGUACAUGAAGCUGGAGUGUGUAUCCCAGGGAAACCCCUCACCAGACCCUGUAUUGUGGACGAAGGAUGGAGGUGACCUCCCAGACCUGGACCGGAUGAUCGUGGAGGGCAGAGAGUUGACCUUCACCGCCCUGAACAAGACCGACAAUGGCACCUAUCGCUGUGAGGCCUCCAACCACCUAGGAACCAGCAGUGCAGAAUACGUACUAUAUGUCUACGACGCCCUCACCACGCCCCCUCCAUCCACCACCCCACCCCCCCGUCCCACCCCUCCAGACAACACCGAUCCCAUUGACCCCCACCUCGCCUCCUCAGACCCUACAAACACCAGCCACAGAGACCCAAAUGCCAUGGGGCAGCACGGGACAGACCACGCUCUGAUUGGCGGCGUGGUGGCGGUGGUCGUGUUCGUCACCUUGUGUCUAAUCAUCGUUCUGGGUCGUUACCUGGCCAGACAUAAAGGAACUUACCUGACCAACGAGGCCAAGGGUGCGGACGAUGCACCGGACGCUGACACAGCUAUUAUCAACGCAGAAGGAAACACUCAUGCUGAGGAAAAGAAGGAGUACUUCAUCUAGACAUUAGAGGUCACUCUGCUCAAAUCGGAUUGGUUACCCUCCCCACCCACCCUGAUUUUCCUUUUCAUCCCUUCCUCCCUCUCUUUUUCUUUCCCUCUUUCUCCCAAUCUGUCUUCAUCCGUUUUUCCUCCAUCCCUGUUUAUACUUCAUUUAGACAGCAGGGGGCGCGGUGCAGCUCACAUUAUCCCUCUGUCCCUCUCUAACCCUCUGUCUCUUUCUAAAUAUAUAUUUCUCUCCCUGUCUUUCUAAUUCUCCCCCGCCCCUGCUGCGUCACUAAGGAAACCCCCUGGGCAGUCAGUAGAGAGGAAAUACUCCUUCUGCUUUUUACCUUUUCCCUGCUUUACCCCCACAUUCUGCCGGCUUUUUUGUUUUCCUUUUUUAUUAUUUCAUUCCGUGAAGAAAAUCCUUCAGCUUUUCUUCAUUUUCCUGGGGGUCUUUUUUGAACCAACUUGGUUUCUGUUGCAGACCUUCAUUUGUUUUUAUAUUUUUCUGUGGAUGUCUUUUUAAACUUUUUUUUUUAAUUUGUGAAAUAAAAACUAGAGAAUCUGCAUAUCCAGGACACCCCUUAAUACCCCUCAUUCCCAUCCCUCUUACCCACACACACACACACACACACACACAUACACACACACUCCCUUGACUCCACACUUGAUUCAAACACAUUAUCUGUGUCCCGUCUACACCCCGCCCCCAGUUCCUUUACACAGUGCCUAAAUAUACAGCCUUCAUUUACAGUCUGUCAGCGGUUAUGAACCCGCUGUGUCGUUCAUUUACAGCAAUGUUACAAAUCCUUUAUUUGGAUUUCUAUUUGAAUAAUUUCACUGCUUCUUAAGCUUGCAGUUUGUUUAAUUAAACCUCUUAUGUUUUCUGGAUUUUUACUUUAUUUAAAUUAAUGCGUCUGCUUGUUAUGCCUUUUCUAUGUCUUUCACACUGAAUAUGGUACUUUAGAUGAUGCCCCCCCCCCCCCCCACACACACACACACACACACUCUCCUUCACUGUCCCCUAAAUAGAGGGGAAGAAUAGAUUUGUAAACAGGGGAAGCCGUCGCCAUCUACGAUAAGACAACGGGUUUGUUCACACAAAACAAACUUUACUCAAGACGCACUGCUGUACGAUGCAACGAAAUGACAGGACCGUGUGUUGUACAAAAUGAUACGAUGCGAUUGAGGUUUUCUGAGCACUGUAGCCAUGUUGUGAGAUAUGAUAUGUGUGUAAAUUGUUCACUAUUAGUCCAAUAUUAGGUGUUAGAAUCUUUAAGACAGACAAAUCAACUGAUCAUUGAUAACAUUCAUAGUGUAAUUCUGAACACCAAAAAGGUACAAAAGCAAUGCUGGAUGAAGGUUUAUAUCAAAUGAGAAGAAGCAACAAUCAAUCAAUUAAUGUAUUGCAUCUUACUGCACCUGAUCAUUAGCUUGAUUCAUUCUGCUGUCUGUGUGUCCAUGAUGUAUACAUCUAUCUGUAUAUUCUUGCACUGUUUCAGAUCACUGCUUAGCUAACGGAACACUCUCACAGCAUCACCAUGGCAACUUAGGAUCUAUCCAGCAACAUCACCAUCGGUUGCCAUGGGGAUGUAAAACCAUGCAAACUUUUGGGUGGCAGUGUUGUAUUGUGUGGAUAUUUAAAAUGGGUUCAUUUUUAGUUUUCUUUCAUUUGAAAAACAAUGUUAUUUUUUUCAAGCAUUUUAGAUUUGGGCCAAGACUUACACUUCAGCGCCAAGAAUCGAACAUGGCAAACAUUGCGAGUGUGCUCUGUUUUAGCUAAGCUGUGGCUUCCUUCACCAAAACACAAAAAAAAAAAAAAUGCAAAAGCACAACCGCCAUCCCCUGAACCUCCAUGUUACUUUGCCGACUGCUAGAGAUCCUCAGGAAUGGUUCUGCUUAGAGUUACAAAAUCCUGGAAUCUUUUCCAAGGUUCCAGACUUUUUCCAGAAACCCAUGUUGGAGGAUUUCGGGAGUUGUGCUACACUUGCUCAAAUCAAAAGGGGAGAAAUUGGCACUCCCUAAUUCAACCCACAUUAUAUAAAACAUGAUUUAUUCAACCUACUCCAUAUCUGACCAUACAGUGUAUUUAUACAUAAACUAAACAAACGUGGUCUUUUAUUUUAUGUUGAUAUAGUUCUUAUCCCUCCCCUUGUGUAUACGGCUGUAUAUUGCGUCUGCUAAAUGUGGUAACUAGUGAAAAAUGUUGUUCGAUUUUGGGAUCCCUUAUUCCUUCAGAUUUGUAUAUUAGCCACUUUAUCUAUUGAAGUAAAAAAAAAAAAAAUCUCUAUUCACUUUUUAUUUGUCAUUGCUAAAAUAUCUUUUUUUUGUGUUAGCACAAGGCAUGUACAGGAUAAACUGUGUAAGUCUGGGAUGUUGGUAAUACAAGUUUUCUUUCAAACGUUUUUAUUUUACCUAAAUUUUUGUAUACUUUUUCCCUUCUAUUCUUACCAGUAAGAUCUUUAAUUUAUUUGUUUUUCACAAUUAUUUAAUGGAAUAAAACACAUUAGAAAUGUAUCCCUCCUUUCAUUGGGAGGACAGGGGUUUGUUGGUAUGUUUCUGCCUCCUGUAAGUGUUUUGCAGAUUGGACAGGUUUGGUGUUGAAGAAAAGAUUGGUUGAUUUUUGAAUAUCAAGGGUCUGUUCAUCUGGCUGACAACAGCUCUCAAGUGUUUAUAGGUAGAAUUAGGAUAACAUACACUAGCCAGUUAGCUAGCUCGUUAACUAUGUUUGUUAGCUAGCCUCAUUACAAUGCUCAAUUACCACACUUUGUUAGCUAGCUUACUUAGCUAAGAAACUGGAUUAUCUUUCACUACUAGCAAUUGUAUUAUAUAGUAAACAAUGGAAUGGGUAUUAUUAUUUGUGGUUAAAAUAAAGCAUUUACAUACCAUAUCAAGAAUCUGAACAAUAUCACUAGAAUGAUUGAAUCUUGAAACCCAAGCUAGAGAAUCAAUAGGGAAAUAAAUAGUUUGAUCCUCCAUUUCAUAGUGAUUAUUUUCUAUAAGGUUUUAUAUGACACUAGAUGAUGUACAAUACAUCAACACAAUAGGCAUCGUGUAGUUGUCAGAUGUCAAUGAACCUGAAAAUCUUUCUUUAGAUGUAGAACCAGCUUCACUGUACACCAGCCUUUGGGUGUUUCCACAUCAAAUGACACACAAAAACAAUUCCAGUAACUUUUUCAAAAGUAUAAAUAAUCCUAGGUUUUCUAUUUUGGUUAUAAUAUUCCCAGAUACAGGAGGGAACAAGCAGGAAAAACCUUCAUUCUCCAACCAGGAUUUCCUGGAAACCUGAGAUUUUUGGGGAAGUUGCUGAAAUUCUGCCCUAAUAGGACAAUAACUGUAUGACUAUAGGCCUAAGCCAAACCAACGGGCCGUCCUCAUAUUUAAAAGCCUUACAGUAAAUAUUUAUUCUUCCUACAACUAUACUUUAAUUAGCAAUGGCUGGUGUUUAUCUUGUGUUUUUUUUUAAACAUUUGAUAAAUGUCACAUAGGAUUCUGAUGUAAAAGAUGUUGGCUUGCUAUAGUCUUAUGUUGCUGUCAAUACUUCUCAGUCCGGCCAUUAAAACAAAAAAAUUUAGUGAGCCGAAGUGAAUUUCAAAGCAGAACAUACCAGAUCCAAAAACAAAUCUUACUGCAAUUUCUUAAUUAUAUGUCUUUAUUGUUUUCAACAACUGUAACAGUCUAUGGCUUUGUUCAAACAGACUGCCCAUUUCUGAUAUCUUUUUCACAAUUAUUGCCAAAAGAGCUGAUCUGAUUUGUCAAAAGACCAAUUUAGUAAAGGUCAGUGCUGGGCAGCCCGUGUAAACUAGGCCUUUAUGACAAACCUUUAAACAGAUGGUAUAGUUGUAUUCUGAGACAGACUGUACCUGUUAGUCUGGUUGUUCAUGAAGAUAUGUUUACAGUCCAUAUUCUUCUUUUGUUCAUUAUCCUUCAAUCGUUGAUGAUUAAACUUGUAUGAGAAUAAAGAAGCAGCUCUGAAGUACCAGUA
Esox lucius (northern pike) is the source of this 5636-nucleotide messenger RNA. RefSeq names its product cell adhesion molecule 2a (gene cadm2a). The coding region runs from base 351 to 1670 and encodes 439 amino acids. The transcript is spliced from 11 exons. The record is from RefSeq and is a predicted model, not a curated record. NCBI's taxonomy places the organism in Eukaryota, Metazoa, Chordata, Actinopteri, Esociformes, Esocidae.